AUGGUAAUGACAAACGGUGUCUGUGUGUUUGCGUGUUUUCUUCCGACGCGCCCCCACAUGGCCUCUCAUGUUUCUCUGCCCCGCAUGGCGCUGAUGGCGCCGGCCUUCCUCGCGACCGUGGCGCUGCUGCUCGCGGCGCCCGGAGGCGCCGGCCGAGCGUUAUCUCCUGGCCCACUCCACGGAGCUGCGGCUGCUGACGCGUGCGGCGCAGAGCCCGGCCGCCCCGUUGCAGCUGCUGCACGGGGACACCCAGAUCGCCCAGUGCUUGCAGAAGCGCCAGGCCGAACCUGCGCGGAUCGCAGCCACGGUGCAGCAGAGCUUGUCGGCGGUGUUGCGGGCCGUGGGCAUUUCAUGAUGCAACCGCUGGAGGUCGAGCAGGCCCCGACGCCCUUGGCAAGGGGCUUCUGGACGCCAUCAGCGAGCCGUUUCGGGAGCAGUGCGGCAACGCGACCGCUUACUUGGUCUUCGAGACCGCUGUGA
Molecule: messenger RNA, 480 nt
Organism: Prorocentrum cordatum
Lineage: Eukaryota; Dinophyceae; Prorocentrales; Prorocentraceae
Source: the annotation of a GenBank genome assembly